Messenger RNA from Fukomys damarensis (Damara mole-rat), 3587 nucleotides. RefSeq names its product transducer of ERBB2, 2 (gene Tob2). The coding region runs from base 565 to 1575 and encodes 336 amino acids. The record is from RefSeq and is a predicted model, not a curated record. The transcript has 2 exons. Gene Ontology annotation, biological process: regulation of gene expression. Lineage: Eukaryota; Metazoa; Chordata; Mammalia; Rodentia; Bathyergidae. Gene Ontology annotation, cellular component: nucleus; cytoplasm. Gene Ontology annotation, molecular function: transcription corepressor activity.
GGUGGGGAAGCCGGAUCCGUGCGCAGGGUUGCUAAGGGUGAAACUUUUCAUUGACUUUGCUCACUUCGAGCCGGGGCGCGGGAAGGUGCGGGUGGUCGGCGGAGAUCAGCUAGUGGCUCGGGCGACGCGGGGUCAGAAGGGCAGCACCGCUCGCCGGCCUCGAGCCGGAUCAUUCUCCGCCCCGCGACGUGAGCCACCCCGUGGUCCACCAUCCCCGCUCCGUCGCUGCCUGCCGGCCCGCCUGCCAUCCGUACCCCGCCGCCAGCCCCGAUCUCCAUAAGAAAAAGCGGAAAGAAUAAUAUUGAGGGUCAUCGCCCAUCAUCCCCUCCUCGCUCCUCCAGCCUCAACGAAGAAAAGAACACAGUGGGCCCCUGCCUCGCGGCUCCCGGGAAAACAAGGAAAGCGACAUCUGCCCCGCGCUCAGGACCACCGUGUUAGGAGAAGCUGCCCGGCCGCGGCGGAGACCCGAGACCAUCUGGAGCCCGAGGCUGUGCACCGUGCAUCUCCUGCCCCCGACCUCGGCCUGUGCACUUGCCCUGCCCUAAUUCUGCCUCAGAAGGGACCAUGCAGCUGGAAAUCAAAGUGGCGCUGAACUUCAUCAUCUCCUACUUAUACAACAAGCUGCCCCGGCGCCGUGCAGAUCUGUUUGGGGAGGAGCUGGAGCGGCUCUUGAAAAAGAAAUACGAAGGCCACUGGUACCCCGACAAGCCGUUGAAGGGCUCUGGCUUCCGCUGCGUCCACAUUGGAGAGAUGGUAGACCCCGUGGUGGAGCUGGCUGCCAGGCGGAGCGGCCUGGCAGUGGAGGAUGUGCGGGCCAACGUGCCCGAGGAGCUGAGCGUCUGGAUCGACCCUUUUGAGGUAUCCUACCAGAUUGGCGAGAAGGGCACUGUGAAAGUGCUGUACCUGGAUGAUAGCGAGGGUGGGGGCGCCCCCGAGCUGGACAAGGAGAUCAAGAGCAGCUUCAACCCUGACGCCCAGGUGUUUGUACCCAUUGGCAGCCAGGACAGCUCCUUGUCCAGCUCCCCAUCGCCACCCUUCGGCCAGUCGCCCAGCCCCACGUUCAUCCCCCGCUCCGCACAACCCAUCACCUUCACCACAGCUUCCUUUGCUGCCACCAAAUUUGGCUCCACCAAGAUGAAGAAGGGCGGCGGGGCAUCGAGUGGGGGCAGUGCAGGCAGCAGUGGGGCAAGUGGCCAGCAGCCACCACCACAGCAGCCGCACGUGGCCCGCUCGCCCACCAGCAACCUGCUGAAGCACAAGGGCCUGUCUUUGUCUAUGCAUUCACUGAACUUCGUCCCAGCCAGCCCAGCGCCUCAGUCCCAGCUCUCGCCCAAUGCCAAGGAGUUCGUGUACAAUGGUGGUGGCUCGCCCAGCCUCUUCUUCGAUGGGGCUGAUGGCCAGGGCAGUGGGGCCAGCACCUGCAACGGCAGCAGCUUUGACGUGGCCCAGGUGUUCGGAGGUGGCACCAACAGCCUUUUCCUGGAGAAGACGCCUUUCGUGGAGGGCCUAAGCUACAAUCUGAGUACCAUGCAGUACCCCAGCCAGCCGUUCCAGCCCGUGGUACUUGCCAACUGACCACGCGCCGCCUACAGGCCUCAGAGCACCCCAGACCACCAGCGGGAGAGAGGAAAGAAGAGGCGGACAAGAAAGAAGAGAAAUGUGUAUAGAAAGAUUGCCAGUCUUCUUGCUGUCAUGUCUACAACGGACCUGGCCCAGGCAUGGCAUGGGAGGGUCUCCCGGAGCAGCAGAUCGUGUUUAACUCAACUCCUUGACUGUCUUCCUGCCUGCCUCUGAUUUAUUUGGUUGGUUUGGGUUUUGUAUUUUUUUCUUCUUUUACUUUUUCUACAAGUAGUUUUCUAUAGAGCAUCUUUAAUUAGUGGCUUCCUGUGCUGAGAAUGGUCCAGAUGUGAAUUGCUGCUCCCUGCCCUCCCUGCCCUCCUUCACACUCCUUUAAGGGUUCUGUGGCCAAGCUCACAGGGAAGGAGGAACUGCAGCUGCAGCCGGGCCCUCCCAGAGUAGGGAGAGGCUGGCCCUGUGUCCCUGCUGUCACCCAGUUAUCCUCUCACUCAAAGCCAUCCAGCCUCAGCAGGUCUUCUCUGGCCCUGCCCCCUAGUAACUCUGACCGCAGACCCCCUCCUCUCAGGCUGGGCCUCCCAACACCCUCCCCGAAGAGAGAGCUGUGUUUAGUUGAGAUGCUUUCAUCUGUCCUAUGUCCCUGUGCCACCCUCCCUCCUGCCCUAGACCAUCCUUGUGUCCCUGAAGAUGCAGCCUUCGAAACAUGUGGCCUCAUUUUCUCACUAAAGCAGCCCUGUCUGCUGUGGGCAUGACGUUGUGGGGAGGAAGGUGGGAUAAGUGUGUGUCUGCAUGUGCCUGUGACUGAGUGUGAGCGCGUGUGGUUUGCUGUCCUGUUCUAAAGGAUCCCAAGCAUUGUGACACUUCCCCUCUGGGUAUGAUUCUGGAUUGUAGCAAGUGCUUAUAUAUGUUCCAAGCUGGGAUGGGCCAGGGGUGGGUGAUGAGUCCUUUCGUAGGGCAGGACCUGUGGUGGGUGACGCUGUGGCUGAGCCUAGGACACUCCCAGGGGAAGCACUGCAGGAGGAACUGGUUUCCGGACUGCAGAGGAAUCUGCACUUUUGUUUUUGACCAAAAAAAAAAAAACCUGAAGAGCGAAGGGCAUAGCCAAGCCUUUGACACCUAGAGAAGUCCCUAGACUUCCCAGCCCUCUACUGUGUCCCUGGCAGUGGUGUGAACCAUUCACCUGAGACCCUGAAGGGAUGAGGCUGGAGGUGGUGCCACAGUGGGCAUCCUGGGCCUUAAAUGGAGACCUCCUGGUCUUCUGGUCAUAGGCGGCAUUUCAGUGCAUGGGUGCCCUGCCUAUGAGCGUCUUGUACCUCUUGGCUGCCCUCACUCAAGCCCAGACCCUGAUGCUGUGAGGCAGUUCCCUGGGCGGCCGGGCAGGACAGCCAGUGCCCUCUGAACCUUUGGGCCACAAGAAUGUGUGCACGCACACCCUGCUGCCUCUGCAGAAGAGGGGUUUCUUUAGCCCAGUGGGUAGCUUUCUUGCCCUGAUGCUUUGGUAAGCGGAGUGCUUGGCAUCAGGGCUCCAUCACCAGAAAGCACCAAAGCCCUUGCACCCUGCCCUGUACCAUCUUUCCAGGGGCCCCAAGCGGGCACUGUGGCGGCAGUGGGUCCAACCCAGCCUCUCCCUGCACUGGGCACCAGCUGUACCUCCCCUGGUGGCGCAAGGCCCUGGCUUCUCUAUCCCGCUGCACCAGUCCACCCAGUCUGGGCCAUCCUUGCCCUCCUCCUCAGCUCCCACGCAGGUGACAGUCCAGGCAGACACAUCUCUCUGGGAAAGGCUGGAUCUGCCUUAGACCCUCGCAGCCCCGUUGUGCACACAGGAGCCACCUGCACGCAGGCCGCCUGGUUUCCCAGUGCUCAGUACACCAGGGCCAGGAAGACAGCCCCUGGUGUCUUUGGAAAUCCGAAGAAAAAUGUGUAUUCAGGAGCAUGACUCCAGCCUGGGCUUCAGGCCCAGCUCAGUCUUGUCUCAAAUCCAGGCAUUUUUGCUUCAAUUUUAUUUUUUUUAA